Exophiala dermatitidis NIH/UT8656 is the source of this 2088-nucleotide messenger RNA. RefSeq lists its product as uncharacterized. Gene Ontology annotation, biological process: DNA-templated transcription; positive regulation of transcription by RNA polymerase II. The coding region runs from base 1 to 2088 and encodes 695 amino acids. The transcript has a single exon. The record is from RefSeq and is a predicted model, not a curated record. NCBI's taxonomy places the organism in Eukaryota, Fungi, Ascomycota, Eurotiomycetes, Chaetothyriales, Herpotrichiellaceae. Gene Ontology annotation, molecular function: zinc ion binding; sequence-specific DNA binding; DNA-binding transcription factor activity, RNA polymerase II-specific.
AUGCCGAAGACUGAAUCCGUCGAGGCGCUGUUGAACCCGUCUCUGCGGGUAUCCAGGCCCGUUGCGGCGUGCGCAAGAUGUCGCGCGGCAAAGAUCAAGUGCGAUGGCAAGUUGCCUGCCUGUUCGGCCUGUGAACGCUCAGGGAAAUCCGACAGCUGCACCAGCGCGAAUGACGAGUUUGCCCGUGGCAAGGAAAGAAGUUAUGUUGCUGCUCUGGAGGCCGCUGCGCAGAGACUCCAGGAAAAGAUCGCAAAUGCCAAAUCUCAGUCCAGCCAUUACAAUGCCAGCACCAACACAAAUACCAACCUGGGACAACCGCCUUCUCGCAGACGUAAAAUCAGCGGCACCCGGCGAAAGGAGGCUUCAGAUGUUGAUGAGCUGGUCAGCGACUUUGGCUUCUUGACUGUCAAUGCCACCUCCCGUGAUUUUCAUGGCUUCACAGCCACCAUGUCCUUUGCGAAACUGCUCCUGUCCGCGGCAGCGAGAAAGGAACUGCCUCCUCUCGAAACCCAAGGUCUUCCACCGCGAUAUGCCAUCACGCCGAUGAUCGACCACUACCUCGACAACAUCUAUGUGUUAUUCCCUUUGUUUUCCGAAACAGAUGUCAUGAGUAGUUUAUCACGAAUCUACCACGAACCGUUGGCUGGUCCCUCGUCAGUCAGCCCGUUGGACGUAUGGAAUGUACGGCUGAUUUUGGCCAUUGCAUAUGCUUCAAGGUCACAACACCGAGGCGAUGAGAACGAUAACGCGGCUCUUCAACAUGCCGCUGCAGCCAGGGGCCUCGCCCACUACGUCCUCCAUCCAGGUUCAACUGCCGGCCUGCAAGCGCUUCUGCUGCUGGUGCAGUAUGCCUUGGUUGAUCCAGCCCAUUUUGACUGCUGGUACCUGAUGGGCAUGGCGUCUCGGCUCAUGGUCGACCUGGGACUACAUUGCGAACCGGCGGCGGAGACGAAGAUCAGCAAGGACACGCUGGAUCUUCGACGGAGAAUAUUCCAUUGUACCUACGCUUUGGACCGGCUGGUGAGUAUGUCACUGGAUCGAGCAUUCUCCUUCACCGAUGAUUCGGCAUGGGGUGUGCCUCUUCCCGAGUCCGCCGCUGAUCCGUCACCGUCAUCACCGUCAUCAGCGAGACUCUUUUUGCGCUCCACGCGGCCAGCGCUGUACCUGUUUGACAUCCGUCGCGUCGAAUCAGCCUUCUACCAAGCGACGAGAUGGUCAUCCCGCUCCCAGUGGCCCUUGGCGACAGCAGCAACCUAUGCUAGUUCAGUGUCGAACGACAUCCACGCCUGGUACUCGACCAUUCCGACGACUCUUUCCCAGCGUCAUCUGAUGCUCUUCAAUCUUGAACGCUUGUACUGCCAGAUCUUGGUGGUCUCGCCGAACCCAAGGGUGCCUGCCAGCUGUAUGACAGACCUCAAUAAGGAGCUGGUAUUUGAGUACUCAGCCCAAUAUGCAGACCUCCUGCAGCCCAUUACUCAAGACGUGAGCUGGCAUGCGUAUCUGACCUACGCAGACAUUUGUCGGGCGAAAUAUGUCGGGCAAAAAUUUGUAGAAGUGAUGUGGUCAGAUUUCGAUCGAUUGGUGAAGACGUCCCAUGCUGUUCGAGCAAAUGCGGCGAGCUCGGGCAGCGUCCUGCUGGAUAACAUCCAGCGCGCUACACUCUGUCUGCGCAGAAUCAUCGAGAUCCUCGAUUUUGCUCGUCAGCGCUGGGAGAUGCCGGAGAUGAAGGAGAAAUUUGAACAAGAAUCGGCGGUGCUCUUUUCUCGGCUCAGAAGCAGGCAAAUGGACGUGGCCGCAGUCCCGCACACGAAACCCGCCAACGCACCAGCACCAGCACCAGCACAGCCGAGCAUGGCUUAUCGCAGUCCGGGCGAGAACAUCUACAAUCAGUACUCAUUCAAUGGAAAUCCAGAUAUGCAGCUGCCCAGUCCGCCUCAGAACCAAGAGCAGCGUGGGCAUCCUCAGCAUCCAAAACAGCAGUUGCUUACGCCGCCAGAAGAGCAUCAUAUGCGACCGAACUACGCCCUCCCCCAAGGGUCUCUCCCCCGCCGCAGUUAUGAAUUCUUCGGCGAGCAUCGAGAACGCUAA